Molecule: messenger RNA, 991 nt
Organism: Scleropages formosus (Asian bonytongue)
Lineage: Eukaryota; Metazoa; Chordata; Actinopteri; Osteoglossiformes; Osteoglossidae
Product: sodium channel subunit beta-4-like
Exons: 5
Coding region: 179-883 (234 amino acids)
Biological process (GO): regulation of sodium ion transmembrane transporter activity; regulation of ventricular cardiac muscle cell membrane repolarization; cardiac muscle cell action potential involved in contraction
Cellular component (GO): voltage-gated sodium channel complex; plasma membrane
Molecular function (GO): sodium channel regulator activity; transmembrane transporter binding
Source: RefSeq, a predicted model, not a curated record
AUCUGCAGGACUUCUGCUGAUUGACCAAGUGCUCCUUUAAGUUUUUUUUUUUUAAAUCUAUGUCCCAUACCUCUCUCCCAAACCUAUCACACACACCUUCUUACCUCCAACCCUCUCCACAGAGCAGCGUCCCGCUCAUACCUGUGUUUAGAGGGCUGACGGGCACUAAAUCAGAGCAAUGGUUACGGAGCCCUGGACGAAUGGAAUUCUGCACAAGUGUGCACACUUCAGGGACAAAAUCCACAGCACUCUGCUAAUCACCCUGCUGCUAGGAGCAUGGUGUUCUGAAGCCCUGGAGAUGUCAGUGGGGAAGAUCCCCUUCCUUGAAGCAGUGAACGGGAGCACGGUGUUGCUGCCCUGCAUUUACAGCAGCUGCAUUGGCAUCAAGGACUUGUACUUUAAUUGGCAAUUCAAUGAUAAUGGCACAAUGAGGAAGGUAUGCGAAGGUGUGAUCCCAACCGAGACGGUGGAGCCGCAUGUAAAUGUCUAUAAGGACCGUGUAGAAUUUAUAGGUUCCAGCAAAACCAGCAACAUCUCCAUCUUGCUGUGGAAUGUCACCUUUGACGAUGAGGGAGAGUACACAUGCUUUGGGCGCAACCCCAAGGAAAAGGGAAAAAAUCACAGUGCAAUUUUUACCCUUAUUGUUGUGGAUGAGCUGAAGGUAGUUGACAACACCCUGACCAUCAUUAUCGCGUCGGCAGUGGGAGGUGCCAUUGGUCUAUUGAUGGCCUUCAUGUUGUUGAAAAACUUCACCCUCUAUGUCCUUGCCAAGAUUGAAGAGAAAAAUAAAGAGUGCCUUGUGAGUUCCUCAGGGAUUGAUAAUACUGAAAACGGCCUCUCAGGAUCUAAAGUCGACUCCAAAGCGACACCAAAGAAGGCAUGAACUGUGUUACAUUUAUCUUGUUUUACUUGUUUAGCAAUGGUCCGUUUUUUGUUGGUUCGUUACAUUUAUAUGGAAAAAAUACCUGUUUCCUCUGGGCUGGAUCAGAUG